This is a messenger RNA of Pichia membranifaciens NRRL Y-2026, 816 nucleotides long. RefSeq lists its product as hypothetical. NCBI's taxonomy places the organism in Eukaryota, Fungi, Ascomycota, Pichiomycetes, Pichiales, Pichiaceae. The transcript has a single exon. Bases 1 to 816 code for a protein of 271 amino acids. The record is from RefSeq and is a predicted model, not a curated record.
AUGUCGGGCCUCACACUAUCCUCCGCAUGGUACUCCUCGCAGUUGGCGACCAUCUUCUUUGCCAUCCUGGCAGCCACAGCCGCCUUUUCUGCCGCCUACCCGCUGGCUUAUCUCUCCAUCACCGUCUCGUUGGCAAUCUCCCUGUACCAGGCGUUGACUGCAGAGGCUAAGAGCCCUGCUCCAGCUGCCGUUGCCGGUGGCGACACGCCAAACGCCAAGAGUGACUCUGCCGCUGAUAAGGACACCGCCACUGGCUCACUGAAGAAGCUGGUGGGCCCGGCCAGAAAGCACCCAACGACCCCGUACGUGCUGCUUGCGCUCGGACACCUCCUUGUCUUCCCCCGGUUCACACUCACUUUGCUUCCGUUUGUGCUCUUUGCCUUCUUCCACGCCAUCAACUACACCCGGACAUUUGUUCUGCCUGUGCUCCCUGUCAGCGAGGGGCUCAAGAGCAGGGGAAAGUCUGUGCUCGAGCACGUCAACUCGAGAUACAACGAGGCUGCCUUCCGGCUUGCGGUCUGGGUGCAGCUUCUCUGCUUUGCCAUUGAGGUGCUAUGGGCCGUCGUCAUGACGCCAUUGAACCUUGUCGGCUAUGGGGACGGCCGUCUGUUACUCAACUGGGCUGCCGCUGCCGGCUGGCUCGUCUUCAUCGGCACGUUGCAGUCGCAGAACCUCCUGAUGAAGGCGGCAAUCAACCAGGUUGUCACUAACGUCGACGGCGUCGUGUCCGACCCAAGGGUUCCGCAGCAGGCCAGAGAUGUCUGGGCCAGAACAAAGCACGUCGUCAGAUACAAGGACCUGAACCACGUCCAGUGA